Messenger RNA from Rhineura floridana, 1363 nucleotides. RefSeq names its product protein phosphatase methylesterase 1 (gene PPME1). Bases 136 to 1305 code for a protein of 389 amino acids. The record is from RefSeq and is a predicted model, not a curated record. Gene Ontology annotation, molecular function: protein methylesterase activity. The transcript is spliced from 14 exons. Gene Ontology annotation, biological process: protein demethylation. Lineage: Eukaryota; Metazoa; Chordata; Lepidosauria; Squamata; Rhineuridae.
CUCCCUCUCCGCCGGGCGCGCAGAGGCUCCUGGGAGUGGCUGGCCGGCGGCGGCGGCUCCUUCAAGGAGGGCGGGGGCCGGAUCCUGCCCGCCCCUUUGCCGCUUCCUUUCUCCCCGGCCUGGGUUUCCCUCGCCAUGUCUGCCUUGGAGAAGCAGCUCCAGCUGGGCCGCCUGCCCCCUCGCCCUCCGGGCCCCGCUGGGGGCAGCGGCCAGGCCCUCCCCAAGAUGCGCAUGGGGCCUGGAAGAAAACGUGAUUAUUCCCCGGUCCCAUGGAGCCAGUACUUCGAGUUGAUGGAGGAUGUUGUGGUUGAGAGCGACUCUGGCAAGGAUACUUUUCGAAUUUACAAGAGUGGAUCUGAAGGACCUGUCUUGCUCCUUUUACAUGGUGGGGGCCAUUCUGCUCUUUCCUGGGCUGUAUUUACGUCUGCCAUCAUCAACCGGAUUCAGUGCCGGAUUGUGGCCUUGGAUCUGAGGGGACAUGGUGAGACAAAAGUUAGGAAUUCAGAAGAUCUCUCUGCAGAAACGAUGUCCAAGGAUGUCGGAAACGUGGUGGAAGCGAUGUACGGAGACCUCUCCCCGCCCAUCAUGCUGAUUGGCCACAGCAUGGGAGGUGCCAUUGCCGUGCACACAGCAGCGUCCAAUCUGGUACCCAGUUUGUUGGGUCUCUGCAUGAUUGAUGUAGUGGAAGGCACAGCCAUGGAUGCACUGAACAGCAUGCAGAAUUUCCUCCGGAGUCGCCCUAAGACAUUCAAAUCUCUUGAGAAUGCCAUUGAAUGGAGUGUGAAAAGUGGACAGAUACGAAAUCUUGAAUCUGCCAGAGUUUCUAUGGUUGGCCAAGUCAAACAGUGUGAAGGAGCUGCAAGCCCCGGAGGUCCUAAAACCAUUGUGGAGGGCAUUAUAGAGGAAGAGGAAGAAGAGGAGGAAGAUGAUGUAAAUGGAGAAUCUGUGAACAAAAGGAAGAAAGACGACGAUGCAGAGACCAAGAAGCAGGUGGCGUACACGUGGCGCAUUGAGCUGGCGAAGACGGAGAAGUACUGGGACGGCUGGUUCCGAGGCCUCUCUAACCUCUUCCUCAAUUGCCCUGUCCCCAAGCUGCUGCUGUUGGCCGGUGUUGACCGACUGGAUAAAGACCUGACAAUUGGCCAGAUGCAAGGGAAAUUCCAGAUGCAAGUCCUUCCACAGUGUGGCCACGCAGUACAUGAAGACGCUCCAGACAAAGUUGCUGAAGCAGUUGCAACUUUCUUGAUCCGUCACAGGUUUACAGAACCCAUCGGUGGAUUCCAAUGUGUUUUUCCUGCUUGUUAAUAACCUGAUGAUCCUCCCAGCACUGACUCCUGUUGUAAAUAAAACUGCAUCCGAGGCC